AUGGACUUAGAGAUGAAAGCCACAGGGCCUGAAGCAUCCCUUGAUCUGCUUUCUCAUGCCUGGUGCAACUCUGCUAUCCAAGUUUUUAAGCCAACUGUAGAUGAAUGCUCAAGCAUGUUCAAGGAUAAACAGAUUGUGGCACUGGAGAAUGACAAGAGAGCUCCUUCGUCGAAGGGUGAAAGAAGCUUCAAAGUGGAUGAAGGUGAUUUCAAGUCAACUCCACAGAUAAAACUUGAUGAUCUUAAGUCAUGGAUAUGGCUGCAGAAAGCAAUACAUCCAGAACUGGAUUAUGACAUGUGCACAAGGCAGAAAUGGUUUAGAAAAAUCGCAUCUUGGAAUGGGGUCUCAAUUAAGAAAUGGUUAAAGGAAAUGAAGCAGAAGCGCAAGGAAGAGAAGCGCUUGCAUAAAGCCGAAGUGCAUGCAGCCAUUUCAGUUGCAGGAGUUGCAGCAGCUCUUGCAGCCAUUGCAGCAGAAGACACAGAAGCCAACAAACAGAAGUCACUGAAGGAGAGUGCAGUUGCCUCUGCAGCUGCUUUAGUUGCAGCACAAUGUGCCCAAGUUGCAGAAGCUGUGGGCGCAAAGCGUGAACAGCUCUCCUCGGCUAUUAAUGAAGCUGUAACUGUGACCGAUGCAAGUAACAUCAUCACUCUAACUGCUGCUGCAGCAACAUCAUUGAGAGGUGUAGCCACACUAAGGGGAAGACAAAGUCACACAAAAAAGAUAAAGGGUAGCUCACCAACACUUCUUUGUGAUGAACUUGACUUCAACUUUGAGAGGUGCAGAGCAUUACUUGCAAAGGGUGAUGAGAUCCUUGUUGCAACAUCAGAUGCAGGUAAAUGCAGGUUAAGAUCAGUCUCAGCUAUCUUGAACAAGGAUGACAAAGUUAUCUUAAAAGUCAAAAAGAUAAAUAUGCUAAUGGCCCUCACCACUGCAACAGAAUGUGUUAUAAAUGAGUUGCACACAAACCCUCUUGGAGAACCUACCCAGGAUGCAAAUGGAGCCUAUUGCAUUGAGAUGACGACAAGUCAAGGGAAGAUUGAUCUCAAGAUCAAUGACUAUGUGUGCUACAAGAAAUGGAUUACAACCAUUAAUCAUAUGCUGAUGCUAUCAAUAACAUUCAGCAGAAAAGGACAUGUGCCCCUUCCAUAAUCUGAAAUUUCUGACUACAUUUCCAUGUUCAUAGCCACUGAUCGGACAAUAAUCAACAAUACGUCGAAAUUCAUGUGUGUGUGUGUAUCUUUCUAAUAAGAUCUGAGUAUAUAAAAGGAUCAUGAAUUCUCUUCUUUUUGACUUCCCCUUGAUCUUGCACU
This is a messenger RNA of Musa acuminata AAA Group (dessert banana), 1310 nucleotides long. Its product is annotated as VAN3-binding protein-like. NCBI's taxonomy places the organism in Eukaryota, Viridiplantae, Streptophyta, Magnoliopsida, Zingiberales, Musaceae. The transcript has 7 exons. The record is from RefSeq and is a predicted model, not a curated record. Bases 1 to 1149 code for a protein of 382 amino acids.